AGCCUCGUGUGUUUCACUCCGCCUGCUUUCACAACAGUCCUCUCAGCAGCUGAGACUCUCCUCUCCACUGAGGAAAAAAAAAAAAAAAUACUGAAACCCUCGCUCGCAGUCAAAAACAAUGAGGGCGCACGACGCGCAACUCGCUCCAAGGCUCUCCAACAGCGGCGGAGUUUUCCCUCCUGGAGGAUUCGUAGCAUGCGUGUGUGCGCCACCCGGAGGGAGAAGGACCACAGGGAAAUAACUUGACAAUCUGAGGAGUUUGUUAUUUAUUUAUUUUUUAUUUUUUGGAGAGGGAAGGAAUCAUGCCUUUUUGCAAACGCACGAUACUUCCGAAAGAUGUGUGCAAGCCCGAUGGCAGGAGGCUGCCGGAGGCGCGUCCGCAGCGGCAGCCGGAGAUUUUCGGGGACUUGGCGGAUGUGUGCGGCUUCUCCCUGUGCUCGGUGCUCCGGCAGCUCUCGGAUCUGUCCCGGCACUCGGUGGGCAUCCUGGAGGAGCUGGAGGGAGAGCUGGUGUCCAUCUGCCACCGGUCAGGAGCGCUGGAGGGCAGAGUGGUCCGCCUGCAGAGGCGCGUCGCGGAGCUGGUCAGCAAACCUCCACCUAGAACCACCAGCGGUCUAGAGGCAGAGAGCGGCAGGCGCGGCGGCAGCAGCAGCCACGGCGAUGGCAACCACAGCAGCAGCGGUGGCGGCGGUGGAGGAGGCAGCGUCAGCAGCAGCGGCGGCAGUGGCGCGGCCCACUUCAGGUCUCCAUGGCAACAGAGCGUGAACGUGUUCGGCUCGUGGAGCAGGCCGGAGUGUGUCGAGGAGCUGCACCAGCAGGCGCAGCUCAACCUCCAGAACCUGCUGCAAGAAUUUGAGGAGCAGUUGUACGACACAAAGCUGACCGGUCAGACUUUCCGGCAUCCGUCUUCGCAGAGCUCCGACGACACGUCCACCUCGCUCAGCCGGUCGCCCAUCUCCCUCAACAACAAGAGACCUGACUUCAUCUUCCUGCCGGCGUCCAAGCAGCUCUACGAAGAUGAAACCACCUCCUCAGUGUUUGGUCUUAGGUCUGUGACCAACCCGUCUCCCUCCCCAUCCCCAUCCCCCUGCAGCUCAGAUCGCCCCCCUCUGGGCUGGAGUAGUAACAACAGCAGCAGUAGCACAGCCACAUCUGCUACCACUGGACCGCCGGUGGCAGAGAAGCCCCGCUGGCACCUGGGAAGACGCACUCCAUCCCACUUCAUACCACUCGAUGUCACAGGUGAAAGGGGAGGACUGAAAUUCCACGGUGUUGACCUCCUCCAGCACUCCGUGUCCCCAUCCCCCUCUUUUGGGGACCCCAUCCCCCAUCAGCCCCACUCCCUGGAACCUGUGACGGACACACCACACCAGAAUCUUCCACUUAGGAAGACGCAUUCUGACCUCGAUACAACCUUACCUACAGAUAACAAUUUGGGGCAGCGUGUGCCAGACCAGCUUCACCAAGGAGCAAUGGACCACUCUGGGCUGCUAUGCUCAAACACUCCCUCUGCUUCCUGGAAUGGCCCUAAGGGUUCCACCUUUUCUCCUGGAGCGUGGAACGAACCCUACAGCUAUAGCACGAACAAAGCCCCCGCAGUUCCACCCAAGCAGCACAGUGUCAUUGGCAAUGCCAGAGGGACACAGGAUGGUGUGAUGUUUGUGGGCUCAGGACAGUCUGUUAGCUCACAUUCCAGCUCAUUCACAUCUGUAACAGACCCUUCUGGGAGAGCUGGGAAUAGCGUUCUAGGGAUGGGGAAGCGGAGCGAGACUGAAGGUGCUGCAGCAGAUGGAGGAAGAGGAGGAGGAGGAGGAGGUUGGGAAGCAGGGAGAGGGCGGGAGAGGUCGGCGCGUUCUAUAGCAGCACAAAAUGCCUUCAAGUUCCGAGAGCGAUCACUUUCCACGCCCACAGAUUCUGGCUCUUUUUGCUUUACAGAUGGUAGCCUCUGCCAGCCAGAUGGUAAUAUUUUGUCGACAGGGAACGGGAACACUAUGGUUAUUGACCACCAUCAGGAGCGUCAGCACUUCCUGGGUCUGGGUGAGAACUAUGCCCUCCUCUACCCAAGAGGAAGCUCUGAAGACAGCACUAGUACCACUGACACAAUCUCAGUCACAGCUUCAGAUUACAGCACAGAGGGCCGCCUGCGCCUCCGCUCCCGCUCCAUCUCGCUGAAGAAAUCCAAGCGCAAGCCACCACCUCCUGUGAGGAGCGUCUCUCUCAUGAAGAACCUCGGAGAAGCUGAAGGGAGAAUCCACCAUGAAGGCGGGCUUUACCGUGAUGGCCGGCCAAAGAGCCUGCACAUCCCCAGAGAGCACUUCCCAGACUUCCAGCCAGAUUUCCUUCUGCCCAGCUCAUCCUGCUCCUCCAAACCUAGUGUUAGUGAGCGGGGGCUGUGCCAAGGAGGGAAUGAUGGACCACCAAGUCUUGAGGUCCAGGCACCAGAGAGGGAAGCAGAGACCGAGAUGACCUUUCCCACUCACUGGCAGCUGGGGGAGUGGAAGAGCAAUGACCCCUACAGAUCUCUAUCAGGCUCCAGCACAGCAACAGGUACCACAGUGAUUGAAUGUAUGAAAGUCAGAGGCAGCUCGGAGUCGCUUCUUGACUCUCCUUCCACUUCAAGAGCCACCUCUCCCUCACAGCUCUCCAUAGAGACUGAUGCCAAGGCUUCCUCACCCUUCAAACCUCCAGGGCUUAUGUCCCCAUCAAGUGGCUAUUCCAGUCAGUCAGAGACCCCCACCCCAACCGUUCCACUCAGUCAAAUGGCAGGUCAAGGGACAGCAGGGGUAACAGGGUGUAAGAUGCGCCCCAAGAUCCCAGAGCGGAAGUCAUCGCUACCAUCACCCAAGGACCCAGCUGCUAGGUCCAGAUUGUCCUUCGAAAUGCCUGGGAAUGCACAUCUGGAGCUGUCAUCAAUUAAGCCAAAGCAAAAGGCCAGCAGGCGACAUUCUGACACCUCAACAGCAGCAAAACCAGGAAAAAUCAGCCCCAGUUCAUCACAGGCAUUGCCUAUGGUUACACAGAAUGAACUGAAGACUGUACGGCUUCGUUCUGUUUCUCGUGGUGACCUAGAGGACUGCCCUGAUGGGGCCUCUGACACCAUUGAAGAAGAACAGCAUGGUCGAGACAUAGGCGAGGAUCCCAGCCCACCACCCACCCUACCUAAACCCAAACCACCUGUUGCUGUCAAGCCUCCGUUACCCAAAAGACCCAUUAACCUCCUUUUUAAGUCUCCUUCUCCCUCCUCCACCUCCCCCCUAGCCCUUGACUCGCCUCCUGCUUCACCUGUGGACCGACCAGUUCCUCUAGGAAACAUCUACAAAGUCAUGAAAAAGCCAAAACCCAAAAAACCUCCACCACAAACAAGUCCCACCAUUCUCCCAGAUUCAAAUUGUACCUUUGCCCCACAGACUGCCUAUGAUCACCCAUUCCUCCCCCACUCCCAGUCCCUUUUUGAUCUCCCUCCUCUCCCAGAUCCACAGCCUCUCGUGGAAGACCCAGUGUUGGAGCCUGAAUUUGAUGCUGACCUAGAGAUUCAUCUUGGGCCUGAAGACGGAGGUUCACUACCCUCUCCCUGCAGUAACAAGGAGACACCAGAGCUCCAUGACAAAAGCAAGACUCUACCCUCAAGGAUGACAAUCUCCUGCUUAUCAGAGCUGUCAGAUAAGAAGAAACCCAAGGUUCCACCUCCAGUUCCCAAGAAGCCAAAUGUCCUUCUUUUUCCCACAUCCUCCUCCUCCACUAAUGGCAGCACAGACCGCCAGAUACCACUGGCCGAGAGCCCUGUGGGCCUGCCUUCUCCAAUAGGAACAUUCUCACCAGAGGAUAUUCCCACUACUCCUACUGUUGCAGACAUGGCUGAGCAACAUGAGAACCACAUGGGAACAGAGGAGGAGGACAGUUCAAAAGAGUCAUCUCUGCAGUCAUCUCUCCAAGAUUCAUCUCUCACAGAGCUGGAAGGGAAGAUGGCCAGUACAGCUGUUGGGGCAGAUGAGUCCACAGCCGAUGAGAAGACAGUUCUUCACAUUGCAGAAGAAACAGAUGAUGACCUGUUGGCCAGCACACCUACAACACACACCACCGAAGACCUGUUCACCAUCAUACACAGGUCCAAGCGAAAGGUUCUGGGUCGCAAGGAGCCGUCGGACUCCUUCGGCAGUCGGCAGAGCCUGGUGUCACCAGUGAAGCACAGCACUAGCGGCAGUGACCUAAGAAAUCUCACCUUGGGCAGCAGCCAGAGGUCGAGCUCCCGCAAUGAGAAUUUCAUGGCCCUGCUUCAGAAGAAAGGCAGUAAGUCUUCCAGUGGAGCAAGGGUCUCUGCCAUGGAGCUUCUAAAAAGCACAAACCCCCUAGCACGACGUGUGACAGAGUUUUCAACCACCACGGGAUCAACUGCAGAGGGAGGAGAGGCGACAUCUGGGAAUGACAAACCCAACGAUCAGUGAACUGAUUGUUAGAAGAUGUUAACUAGCUUGCCGUUGACAAAGCUACCCACCAAUUCCACAAUCUGCCACCCUCUGGGGAUGGGGCCUUCCAACGAAUAUACCCAAUUGGAUCGCUCCAACUACUGAUUGACCAUUUGCACUGUCCAAUCCUUUAAUAUUGGAGCACCUUUUGGACAAAAUGGUCCCUCCCAUGGUUGGAGCGUUGUUGUUCCCUGUCAAAACGGCCCCUCUAGGAAAACAAGACAUCAGUGCAGAGUAAAGUUUGGUCUCACUAUAUAUCCAGUGUAAGGUGGAAGUUGUUUUCCUCAUUGGGGAUGUGUUCAGUGUGGAUGUCAGGGUGGAGUAGAAACUGGGAAUUUGAAAAUAUGGAGUGGAUAUCUUUACUCCUGGCUCUUUCUGAAUGUCGACGACAAAAGAUGACACUGAAGACGACAGUGGUUAAUAUAUCUGAAUCUGUGUCCAUAUUGAUGCACGGGGAUACCACAGAGGAUCAGCAAUUAAAUAAAUCCAAGAACUGAAUGGAGCUAAAUACAUGUGAGGCUUACACAUCCACGUUUCAACCAAAUUCCUCCAGCAAGUAGCACUACAUGAACUGAAAAAGGAAAUAUGCCUGUUCCUUGGACACCGUGGCUCUGCCUUCUCUCUAUCUCUAUGGUGACUGCAGUUCCAUAGGAACCCUGACAUUUUGGACGAACAAAAGAAACACUUAAAUGAAGGAUUUACAAAGAGAAAUCACAUGGGGGCUUUUUGCCACCAAAGAUGAGGCAUGAGCAUGUUAUACAUUUUGUUGCUUGUGCUCCACACAAGAACGUGGACCUUCACAAAACAUUCCACAGAGACACCGAGCAAAUGGGCGACGCUUUUCUUGUUUGUUGGCAUUCAAAACCGUCUACAUGGCGCAGUCAUUGCUAUAUUUUUCUCAUCAGUCAUUAUCUUUGGUUCUCUGUUUAGAUGUUGUUUAUUUUUUUUUUUGCAUAUAUUUUUCCAUCCACACGCCAAGUGGCCAUUUACUGUACACGUUUAAUUGGCUCAUACUGUAUGUACCAUGUAAAAAGGAUAAAUGUAACAUCUAUCAAUGGAUCUCACCUGCAGACACAAAGACUAAAAAUAGUGUACAAAGCAGCAAGAAGCUUGGACUACAAACUGCCCACAAAAUAAAGGGAAAACUCACACAAAGACUGAAGAGUAAUGCCAUGAAGAGACAAGCAAAGUCCAGUCUACACAAGAGUGAGUGUGUUCAUGUGUGUGUAUAUGUGUGCAGAUGAAAUCAUGCCUGUGGAGUUUCUGUAUGGAGAGCAUGAAGCAGGCCUGGUGAUUAAACAGGGUUUUUAUUCAUUUUGGUCUCUGGUGUUGGGACCAAAGGAAUGUUAAAAACUACAAACAAACCAGAGGGGACCUAGUGGCGUGUACGCAUGUGUGCAUAUGUAUGUGUCUAUAGACUGAAAUGCCAAGAACAAAGUGAUGGAAAGAGACAGAAGAGAGUUCUCAUGGUGUAUGUGUGUGUGUGUGUGUGUGUGUGUGUGUGUGUGUGUGUGUGUGUGUGUGUGUGUGAGAGAGAAGCUUCACAACACCCCUUCCUUUAGUGAGCAUCCCCCCUCAACAUUCAGGAACCUAAGACAUUCCGGAACCAAAAGGAUUGAAAAACCAGUGUGCUUCCGGGAUCAGGACUAAGCACCCGCAAUUCAUCUAUAAACAGCAUAAAACAAUUUGGAAUCUAAGAGACUCCAUAGCCAAGAGGAUUCUAGAACUAGUGCAUUUCUGGAAUCAGGAUAAAGCUGUCCCCCUCUUCAUACCAUGCAUUCUAGAUUACAAAACCUAAAGGAUUACUGAACCAUGAGGAUUCCAGGGAAUAGAUUACCGAAGGAAGCAGGUUCAAGAGGCCUGAAAGGUUCUGGAAUGUCUGUCAGUAGGGAGUGUUGUGUGCAGUUUCUCUUUGUUUUGCCCUUCUCCGUUCACAUUUUCAGUGUCUUUCGUCACAGAGAGAAGGUGAUGGCGUAUGCUGCCCUUUUUCCUCCAUUCAGCACGAUUGGAGCACAUACUCCAUCUGUCUCUUUUUAUUUCUCUCUUCUGACAGAUAGCACACUCUCUUUCCUCCCCCUUUACACUCCAACCUCUCUCUCGUAGCACUACCUUUCUCUUGUUCUCUAACUUGACCUGCUGUCCACCCUUUCUCUUUAAACCUUCUCUUCAUCCAUUCGCUGCCCUCCCUUCCUCCAUUUUAUCUUCCUGUCCCUCCCAUCUCCUUUUCCCUCUCUUCCACCUCUCUCUGCAUUCAGUCUAUGCAUCUGAGCUCAGCAGAAGACGCGACACUGGAUGAAUGUCAAUGAAUGACUGUUAAGAAAAAAAGAUGCUGUUCUUCGUUUGAGAGUGCAAAAAACAUUUUCUAUCAGUACCUAUCUUCUGCCUUCUUUCUUUCUUGCUCUCUUAAGUUUUUAUAUUUUUCUUUAGUACCCUUGUAACAUGGGGUUGCCAUGGAAGAUUGAAUAAAUGAAUGAAUGGA
Messenger RNA from Mugil cephalus (flathead mullet), 6942 nucleotides. RefSeq names its product NHS-like 2 (gene nhsl2). NCBI's taxonomy places the organism in Eukaryota, Metazoa, Chordata, Actinopteri, Mugiliformes, Mugilidae. The record is from RefSeq and is a predicted model, not a curated record. The coding region runs from base 303 to 4442 and encodes 1379 amino acids. Gene Ontology annotation, biological process: cell differentiation. The transcript is spliced from 10 exons.